This is a messenger RNA of Mesorhabditis belari, 1428 nucleotides long. The record is from the annotation of a GenBank genome assembly. Lineage: Eukaryota; Metazoa; Nematoda; Chromadorea; Rhabditida; Rhabditidae.
AUGAGAAUAUUCUUAUUGCUAGCCUUUCUCCAUUAUGCUUUCUCAAUAAAAAUUCUGAUGUUCAACCCGGGUUUCGGCCACAGUCAUAUGCGAUUUAUGGGAGGGAUUGCUGAUAUUCUGAUUGAGGCUGGGCAUGAAAUUACAGAAAUCCGCUCAACACUUGAAUGGGAUCUCCGCUGGGAAGGAAUCUCGAAAACUAAAGAGAUUUUUGAAUAUCCAAUGGAUGAAAAAGUUGCUGAAUUGAUGGCGUCCACCAAAACCGACAAGGGUUUCAUGGCAAUGCUUUGGGAUCAAGAUAUGAGUCCAGCAAAACUUUCAACGAUGGCUCACAACAUGACAUUGAUGUUCUCAAGAGCUUGCGAGAAUCUCGUUUUCGAGACGGACCUCAUGUCAAAGUUGAAAGAUCGCCAUUUCGAUUUGGGAAUCUCGGAAGCGUUUGACGAUUGUGGACAUGGAAUCUUUGAAGCAAUCGGCUUGAAAACAGUCGUCACAACGUCUAGCUCAAACAUUAUGGAUCAUCAAUCGAUUAUUUUCGGUGUACCAAGAGUGCCCAGCUAUGUGCCAGGUAGUAUGUCGGACACGUCCGAGAAAAUGUCAAUCUCGGAGCGUUUAAGCAAUGCGAUUUCCUCGCAUUUUGGCGCGAAUUUCUUCUUGCAAAUUUGUGACAGUCAAUCUGAAAUUUUCAAGAAACAUUUGGGCAAAGAUUUCCCGACUCUUAGAGAGAUCAUGGCACGUUCAGCGCUUCUCUUCACAAACACUCAGCCAUUCAUCGAUUUCCCCAAGCCAACUCUCUAUAAAGUGGUUGAUAUUGGAGGGAUUCACAUUAGAGAGAAAAAAGUUGCCGCUUUGGAUAAGGAAUGGGACACAAUUUUGGGAAAAAGAAGAAAACCGUAUUGUUGUCCGGUGAGGAGUAUGCCGGAUGUUCAAUUCAUUUGGAAGUAUGAAAUCGACGACCUUGCCAGCGAGAAUCUCCCUGAAAACUUGCACCUCAGCAAGUGGACGCCGCAGACCGCGUUGUUAGCUGAUCAACGCCUCAGUCUCUUCGUCACUCAUGGAGGACUUUGCAGUACAAUCGAAAUUGCUUACAGUGGCACUCCUUCCCUCGUCAUUCCCCUUUUCGCCGAUCAAUCGAGAAACGCGCAAGUGUUGAUGAGACAGAAAAUCGCUCAAAAGUACUCGAAAUUUGAAAUCAAAGAUGGAAAGAAAUUGGCUCAAGCAAUAAAGGAAAUGCUUGAUGAAUCGAGUUACAAAUCAAAUGCAAUCACUUUAUCGAAUCUACUUCAAAGUGUCCCCUUCAAGCCAAAAGAGCUAUUGCUGAGAAAUGUGGAGUUUGUUGCCAAAUUCGGCUCGCUUCCCCAACUCGAUCCUUAUGGUCGGGGAGAAAAUUUCAAGAAAUCUUUUCAACUCUCAAUGAUGGAAUCCCUUCGA